This is a messenger RNA of Recurvomyces mirabilis, 891 nucleotides long. RefSeq lists its product as uncharacterized. NCBI's taxonomy places the organism in Eukaryota, Fungi, Ascomycota, Dothideomycetes, Mycosphaerellales, Teratosphaeriaceae. The transcript has a single exon. Bases 1 to 891 code for a protein of 296 amino acids. The record is from RefSeq and is a predicted model, not a curated record.
AUGCAAGAACACGACAUCCUGAUCCUCGGCGCCGGCUGGACCUCGACCUUCCUCAUCCCCCUCCUCUCCGCAAAACGUAUAUCCUUCGCAGCCACCACACGAGAUGGGCGAAAAGUAGCCGGCGUAACAACAAUCCCCUGGACCUUCAACCCAGACGAAGACUCCACCCAGCAAACCUCGAAGAGCCAGUUCUCCUCCCUACCACUGGCCAAACACAUCCUCAUCACUUUUCCCCUUACCGGCCCCGGCCAAAGCCAAAAUCUCGUCAAAGGCUACUCCCUCGCCCACGGCAAUAAGACCGGCGGAAGUGUGAAGUUCAUCCAAUUAGGCAGUACAGGCAUCUGGCAGAUCCCGCAAAAGACCCUCUGGGUUUCAAGAAAAUCACCUUAUGAUACCGAGAACAAGCGCGCCAUCGCCGAGGACGAAUUACUAGGAUUAGACGGCUGCGUGCUCAAUCUCGCUGGGCUAUGGGGCGGGGAAAGAGACCCGAAGAAGUGGGUCGACCGCGUCGCGAAGACAAAGGAGGAUGUCAAGGGGAAGAGGAGCCUGCAUAUGAUUCAUGGGCUUGAUGUCGCGCGGGCGAUCGUGGCGAUGAUGGGACGCUGGGAGCUGUGUAAGGGGCAACGGUGGAUGUUGACGGAUGGCUUCGUGUAUGAUUGGUGGAGUUUGAUGGCUGGGUGGGCGGAUUCGAAGAAUGAGAAUGGUGGUGGUGAUGAAGAUGGUGGGAAGGCAGAUCGGGAGCCGUUGGAUCAGGCGAGGUGGGUUUAUGAGAUUAUGAGGGAGGAGAAGGUACAUGCGUUGCCGAGAUCUAUGGAGGAGCUGGGAAGGUGUUAUUUUGGGAGGGAGUUUUGGGAUCAGUUUGGGUUGGUGCCUUUGAAGGCGAGGAUCUGA